Octopus bimaculoides (California two-spot octopus) is the source of this 2361-nucleotide messenger RNA. RefSeq lists its product as uncharacterized. The record is from RefSeq and is a predicted model, not a curated record. NCBI's taxonomy places the organism in Eukaryota, Metazoa, Mollusca, Cephalopoda, Octopoda, Octopodidae.
UGUUGAUGUGAGUGAAGGUAACAGAAAGACAGAGUUAGAAAAUGUGAGGAAUGAUAAGAGUGAGUGCGACAGAGAGCGUUAACAAUGUGUGUGAGAGACAAAAAGAAGGAGACAGAGAAGAUGGUUGUAUAAUGUGAGUGAAAGAGAGGAAAAAAAGGGGAAGGAACAUAAAAUGUACAGGCGCACAAAGAUAGUAUAGAAGUAAAUGUGCAUUAAACAAGUGAAGAAAGAAAUACGUGUGUACGAGGAAAAAAGAGAAAAGUAUCUAUUUUAUUUAUAAGAAAGAGGACAGUAAGAGAUAAAUAUAGAUAGAAAAAUCAGUGAAAGAGUGUGUGUAUGUGUGAACGAAUGAGAGGGAAAAAGAUUGAAAACUAGAGAAAUAAAUAGAGAAUGUACGUAUGUGUGAGAGUGUAUGUGCGUGAGUGAAGAAAGGACAGGAAAAACAAUAUGCGAGAAUACAGAAAGAACUUAGGUUAUAGUGGUUGGCGGUGUUGAAAGAGUAGGGCAGGUGCUUUUAUGAACACGGAGUGCUAACAGAGGAGGAGUUGGCAGUGCUUACUUGUUCUUUAGUUAUAGUAGUGACAGUAGCAGUAAUAGUAGUAGUAGACAUUAUUCUUGUUAUUAUUGUUGCCGUGGCGGUUUUUUUCCCUCUCCAAAGCGAUCCUUAAACCAACUGGUGUGCUAAGAGAUACGACAUAUGUUCUAGAUUCCAACACCAUACUUUAAAGAAAAAAAGUUAAACUAAAGUGUCAAACAAACAAACGUAAAAAACAAAAGUCAUUAAGAACAAAAGCAGUUUGAAAAACCGAAUCCGACAGUUUAGAAUAAACUGGUCUCUGGAACGAUCAGUUCUUGUCAUCUUCCCCGACAUGUUACCUAUGGAAAAGAAACUGUUUGAAGAGAUGGCUCAGAAGGACAAGAUUCGGUACGAAAAUGAAAUGGCUAACUAUGUGCCACCCCCCGGUGAAAUUAAACGGAAACGGAAACAAGUUAAAGAUCCGAAUGCUCCAAAACGUUGUCUCUCGGCGUUUUUCAUCUUCUGUAAGGACCACAGAGCAAAGCUGAUUGAAGAAAAACCAGAAUUAAAAGUAUCUGAAGUGGCUACACUGCUGGGAAAGAUGUGGAAAUUAUCGACACCUGAGGUGAAGAAAUCAUAUGAAGAAAGAGCAGCACAAGAUAGAAAACGAUAUGAGAAGGAAAUGAUAAUCUUCCGAAGUCAGCAAGUCAGUGUUGAAUCACCAAAGGCUAUUCCUGUACCAAAGACCACAAAUGAAGAAUUCCAACCAAAAGCAAAAGUUGCCAAAUUGAAACCAGAGAAAUCAGUUAAACCUCAAGCACCAGUAGCUGUACAAGUAAAAUCUCCACCGUCACAACCACAACUACCGCCAGCAAAACCCAUGAUUAAAAAUACCAAAAUAACUGAUAACCGGACCAAAGCAGCAAAGGCACAGAUGGCUGCUCAAGCGGCUCAAGCGGCACAAGCGGCACAAGCAGCACAAGCAGCUCAAGCAGCCCUAGUUGCAGCAACAGUGAAAAGAGUGGUAGUAGAGUCAGACGAUGAGUCAGACGAGGAUGAUGAUGAGGAAGAAGGUGCAGAGUCGGAAGAGGGGGAAGAGGGCAGCAGUGAAGCUGGGGAAGAGAGCAGUGGGGAGGAAGAGGAGGAGGAAGAAGGGGAAGAGUCAGAGGGAAUGGCGGAGGCGGUGGAAGUUAAGGGCAAGGCACAGUGCAAGGACAGUGGUACCAUCAAUACUGACAACAACAACGACGAUGUCGACGAUGACGAUGAUGGUGAUGAGGAUGAGGAUGAGGAUGAUGAUGAGGAGGAGGAGGAAGUGGAGGAGGAAAAUGACAACAAUAAUGACGAGGAUAAUGAUGACGAGGGGGAUGAUGGUGGUAAUAAUGCAGGUGUCGAAGUUGACGAUAAAGAUGACAGCAGUGAUGAUGAUGAUGACGAUGAGGACGAGGACGAUGAGGACGAGGACGAUGAGGACGAUGACGAUGAGGAGGAGGAAGAUGAAUAAAGCAAUGCAAUUUGAGAGGCAAAAAGUGCUUUUUUUUUUUUUAAUAUUUUUUUAAUCGCUUAGUGAGAAGGGGCAAAAGGCAGCCCCUGUGGUCCAUUUGGGCCUCUGACUGGUGGCAGGAAAGGUGGACAUUAUGCUCAAAACCAGAGAUCUGUCUCAAAUGCUUGUAACAGAAUGGACUCUGCUAAAACCAUCUGAUGGCCUGUUGAGGUUGUUAAACAAGUCUAUGUAUUAAGUCUACCAAAAUCGUCCUACUCUAUCGAGAUCAUGUACACAUUGCAUUUAUUUAUUAAAAAAAAAUACAAAAAAAUACAGGUACCAAAAAUGCUAUAAAAGAAAA